Molecule: messenger RNA, 4063 nt
Organism: Melopsittacus undulatus (budgerigar)
Lineage: Eukaryota; Metazoa; Chordata; Aves; Psittaciformes; Psittaculidae
Gene: BLM
Product: BLM RecQ like helicase
Exons: 21
Coding region: 10-3930 (1306 amino acids)
Biological process (GO): DNA replication; telomere maintenance; double-strand break repair via homologous recombination
Cellular component (GO): nucleus; cytoplasm; chromosome
Molecular function (GO): DNA binding; 3'-5' DNA helicase activity; four-way junction helicase activity
Source: RefSeq, a predicted model, not a curated record
CCCGCCGCCAUGGCGGCCCCGCCGCACAACAACCUCCGGGAGCAGCUCCGCCGGCACUCGGCCCGCGGUGCCCUCCGCCCGGCCCCGCCGCGCCUGCGGCCCACGGGCUUCACCUUCAAGAGACCCUCCGCGGCCCCCGCCGCGCUCCGGGACCAGGACGUGAACACCGUGAGGAGUGUGCCUCAGCCCGGCCCCGUCAUCACCAUCGAGGACGAGUGGGACGACAUCGACGACUUCGAUCUGUCCGGGGCCGGGAGCAGGCGCUGCCCGGGACCGCUGCUGACCCCCCGCGGGCAGCGGGAGGCCCCGCCGGGGGACGCGGAGCCUCGGGCCUCGCCGGAGCCCUCGUCCGUGCAGCCGCUCAUCAGCGGGGGCCUGGGGCAGGGUGCGCCUGCGGAGCCUCCCCCGGGUCCUGCUGGUCCAGGUGAAGGCAGCCAGAAGCCAAGCAACGAGAACAGCCCCCCCGAGCUGGAUGAGGCCGAGCUUGCAGCGCUCACCGGUGCUGAGCUCGGGGAGGAUGAUGACCUGGAUGUGAUUCCGCCUUCCCCUGAGGAAGAGCUGCCGAGCUUCUCGCCUUCUGUGAAGAGCUUCAGUAGUGUUUGUAAAGAGUCUCCCACUGAUGGAAGAUCCACAGCGGGCAGCGUUGCAUCCAAGCCUGGGGCUGCUGCCACAACGCAGCCUGUUGCUGGGGUGGAGGAUGCAGAUAAAGGCUUGCCUCUGGAACAGCAGCUCUAUGGUGUCAUGGAGGAGAUCUGUAAGCUGGUAGAGACCAUUCCACUUCAUGAGCUCAAGUCUCUGUCGUGUGCUAAAGACCUUCUCCAGCAGCGAGACCUCAGGAGAAAAUUGCUCUCUAGUUCUGUUGCUUUGAACAAACGCAGCUUCAACAGCAGCUUUCCCAGAGCCUGGCAGGCGCCUGUGGAGCGGGGCUCUCCCACAUGUCCUGGUGCUGCACCAUGUCCUGGCCCCAGCUGGAGCUUCCAUCCUGGCAGAAACUCUCCCACAGCCACAACCUCCCCUUCCCUGCUGCUGGGCUCUGCUCAUUCAAGCAAGUUUUCUACCCCUAGAAAUCAAACCUGGGAUACCUCAUAUGCUUCAAAGCAAAGUGUUGAGGAGGUCACCUCCUCGGACACCACUGCACUGUCUUCCUCCAAGGUGAAUGGUGCAGAGGGAGCUUCCCUCAGCCUCUAUCCUGAGGCAACCCUCAACCGCCCCUCGAGGAGCAGCGAAAUCCACCCUCUGCUGCAGAGGCCUCUUGCAAGCACAGCUCCCAAAGGGCAGAGCAAGGCUCCCAUUGGCAUUCCUGCAGAAACCACUUCAGCUAUACAUGAUGCUGACUUUGACCUGGACCCCAUUGAUAUUGAUGAUUUUGAUGAGGGCUGGGAGGACAUGGUGGAUAUUUCAGCACCAGGGGUGCAGUCCACACCCUUGUACCAGCCCAUCAGGGAAGGGCCACCGGCCAAAUCGCUGCUCUCAAAGAUAAUGUCCAAGGCCAAGGGAUCUGCUGUUGUAUCAAAUCCUGCUGCUUCCAAGUCAAGCUCCUUGAUGACAACAAAGAACUAUUCAGCUCCAGCAGUUGUUAACCCUGCACUGGAGCGUUUCAGGGGCCUGAAAUUUUCCCAUUCUGAAGAAAUGAUGACUGUAUUUCACAAGAAGUUUGGGCUGCACUGCUUCAGGACAAACCAGCUGGAGGCCAUCAACGCUGCUCUGCUGGGCGAAGACUGUUUCAUCUUAAUGCCCACUGGUGGUGGCAAGAGCUUGUGCUACCAGUUACCAGCGUGUGUCUCUGCUGGAGUCACUAUUGUUAUCUCUCCACUGAGGUCGCUGAUAAUAGACCAGGUUCAGAAACUGAAGACUUUAGAUAUUGCUGCAACAUACCUGACUGGGGAUAGAACAGAUGCUGAUGCCUCACAGAUAUACAUGCAACUGUCAAAAAAAGAUCCUGUGAUAAAGCUCCUGUAUGUCACCCCUGAGAAGGUCAGUGCAAGCAACCGGCUGAUGUCAGCCCUGGAGAACCUCUACAGCAGGAAGCUCCUCGCACGGUUUGUCAUUGAUGAGGCCCAUUGUGUCAGCCAGUGGGGUCACGACUUUCGACCAGACUACAAGAGACUGAACAUGCUCCGCAAGAAGUUUCACGCUGUUCCCAUGAUGGCCCUCACUGCAACUGCCAACCCCAGAGUGCAGAAGGAUAUCCAGAAUCAGCUCGAGAUGCUAAAGCCACAAGUGUUUACAAUGAGCUUCAACAGGCAUAACUUGAAAUACGAUGUAUUGCCCAAGAAGCCAAAGAAGGUGGCAAUGGAUUGCUUGGAAUGGAUUAAGAAAAAUCAUCCACAUGACUCUGGGAUAAUUUAUUGCCUUUCCCGACACGAGUGUGACACCACAGCAGCCAUUCUGCAGAAGGAGGGUCUGGCUGCGCUGGCCUAUCACGCUGGCCUCACCGACUCCAACAGAGAUCUCGUGCAGAAGAAGUGGAUUAACCAAGAGGGAUGCCAGGUUAUAUGUGCAACAAUUGCCUUUGGGAUGGGAAUCGACAAGCCUGACGUGCGCUACGUUAUCCAUGCCUCUCUUCCUAAAUCCAUAGAAGGUUACUACCAGGAGUCUGGCAGAGCUGGGCGGGAUGGGGAGAUGUCCCACUGUGUCCUCUUCUACAGCUACAGCGACGUCACCAGACUGCGGAGGCUAAUCCUGAUGGAGAAGGAUGGGAACAGCCACACGAGGCAGACCCACUUCAACAACCUGUACAGCAUGGUUCACUACUGUGAGAACGUGGUGGACUGCCGGAGAAUCCAGCUUUUGGCCUACUUUGGGGAAACUGAUUUUAAUCCCACCUUCUGUAAAGAUCACCCAGAAGUGAUCUGUGAUAACUGCAGCAGGAAGAAGGAUUACAAAUCAAGGAAUGUAACAGAUGAAGUGAAGAACAUUGUAAGAUUUGUACAAGAGCAUUGUGGACAGAAGGGACGAGCAAAUGGAAAGAGAAAUGCAGGUUCUGGGAGAUACACCUUGAACAUGAUGGUAGACAUCUUCCUAGGUACAGCGAGUGCGAAGAUUCAGUCUGGAAUAUUUGGGAAGGGAGCUGCCUACUCAAGGCAUAAUGUGGAAAGGCUGUUUAGAAAACUGGUCCUGGACAAGAUCCUGGAUGAAGACCUGUAUAUCACAGCUAAUGACCAAGCCGUGGCCUAUGUCGUCCUGGGAGAGAAUGCUCAAGCUGUGCUAGAGGGAUCACUACAGGUUGAGUUCCAUGAAACAGAAAGUGCCAGUGCCAUCAGAAAGCAAAGGGCCUCCCUGGCAAAGAUGUCCCAGCGGGAAGAGAUGGUCAAGAAGUGCCUCAGUGAGCUCACAGACACAUGCAAAACACUUGGGAAGGUCUUUGAUGUGCAUUACUUCAACAUUUUCAGUACUUCAACCCUGAAGAAAAUUGCAGAAUCCUUGUCUUCGGAUGCAGAGGUUUUACUGCAGAUCGAUGGUGUCACUGAAGACAAGCUGGAAAAAUAUGGUGGAGAGAUAAUGAAAGUGAUGGAGAAGUACUCGGAAUGGACCACACCAGAAGAUGCUGGUGGCCAAAGUGUGGACACAGGCCCGGGAAGCGCUGGCACACAAGGGAGUGAUGAAGAGGAAGAUGAAGGAACAACCUCAAGCUACUUUUGCAAUAACACAAACCAAAGAAGGAAAAGGCAAAGGCCACCAAACUUCAGAGACUCCAAGCGGAAGAAGACAAGUAACGGUGGUGGGCAGCAGUUCCAGCACAGACGUGGUUUCAGCAAGCGCAGAAGGACCAAGAGGCCACCCAGCUCCAAGGCUCCGGCCCCAUCCAGCAGCAGCACAUCGUGGCAGGGCCUCAGCGCCACGCAGGGAGCUGCUGGAAAGCUGGGCUUCAUGGCACUGCCCAAGCCCAAAACCAGACCCUUCCUCCAGCCCUCGUACGUGGUACUGUAACUGCUGAGCAAAAGCAGCCCUGGAUGUAAUCACUGUUCAUUCGAUUGUUGAUUUCAAUUGUUGUUUACUUCGUGAAACCUGCCCCGAUUUGUAUAUUUGUCAGGUACAAAACCUCAUGUUAAAUAAACGUUUU